Messenger RNA from Ceratosolen solmsi marchali, 1427 nucleotides. RefSeq names its product trimeric intracellular cation channel type B. The record is from RefSeq and is a predicted model, not a curated record. The transcript has 7 exons. Gene Ontology annotation, molecular function: identical protein binding; potassium channel activity. Lineage: Eukaryota; Metazoa; Arthropoda; Insecta; Hymenoptera; Agaonidae. Bases 244 to 1071 code for a protein of 275 amino acids. Gene Ontology annotation, cellular component: membrane. Gene Ontology annotation, biological process: potassium ion transmembrane transport.
UUUGCGGCGGCUAGCAGACGACGUCACAGACUCGCGGAACUCGAAGCUCCCACUCGUUCUUCUGCCGCGGUAUUGUUCGUGUCGCGCGUCCAGACGCUACGCAACCGAUCAACCCCUGGUUACCUAGUCGUCACAUACGGUUCGCGGAACCGACGGCGCUCCUUGCCAGGGUAGGCGCCCUAUUCGAGUUUCUGACGUACGCGCACUUCCACUGCCGCAGUUGCUACCGCUACCAUCGCCAGGAUGGACGCUGAGGCGUUCCUCGAUAUGGCCAACCAGAUGGUCAAGUUAAAGAUGUUCCCGUACUUCGAUGUAGCGCACUGCGUGCUGUGCGCGCUCCACGUUAGGGAGGACCUGGGGCCGGGGGCGCAGGCAUUUUCAAGAAAACACCCUUUGUCAUGUUGGCUAUCGACGAUGCUGGUGGUUUUUGCUGGUGGCAUGUUAUGCAAUGGCUUACUAGGGGAACCCGUUUUAGCACCUUUAAAAAAUACAUCACAAGUGGUCGUUGCUACCGUCGUUUGGUAUUUCAUUUUUUAUACGCCAUUUGAUAUUGGAUAUAAAGUUGCCAAAUUCUUGCCCAUAAAAAUUAUAUGCGCUGCAAUGAAAGAAAUAUACAGGUGUAAAAAAGUUUAUGAUGGAGUUACUCACGCAGGCAAAUUAUAUCCAAAUGCCUAUCUCAUUAUGAUACUCAUUGGAACACUCAAAGGGAAUGGAGCUGGUUUUACGAAAUUAUUUGAGCGCCUAAUCCGCGGUGCUUGGACACCAACAGCUAUGGAAUUUAUGCAGCCAAGUUUUCCCACAAAAGCAUCAAUGGUUGCCUCAAUUAUUUUCGUCUUAGAUAAAAAAACUGACCUUAUAUCAGCACCGCAUGCCUUGGUGUACUUCGGAAUCGUAAUAUUCUUCGUAUACUUUAAGUUGUCUUCCAUACUGUUGGGUAUCCAUGAUCCUUUUGUACCAUUUGAAAACUUAUUCUGUGCAUUAUUCCUUGGAGGAAUUUGGGACUCACUUGCUAAAAUAUUAGGCUGUGGACAAACCAAAGAUGAAAAAACAGAUCCAAAAAAGACAAAUUAGAUAAUGAAAUGUUAAGUAAUGAUGUUUUUGAACGAUUUUGUAUGCGUUCUAAAUAUCUUCUAUUUCAUUGAAAGCUUUAUUUUCUUUUGAGCAUUGUAUUCUGAAAAAUAGCUAAGUUUGCACAUAAUUUAUAUGUGAUUUAACACAUACAAAUUAGUACAACUGCAUGUAAUUGAUUUAUGAUUAUACUCAUUUACGUAUAAUUUAUACAUAUACUUCAUUUUAAGAAGGAACGAAAAAAUAAUGUAAAUUCGUUCGAAACUUAACUGCGAAGUAAGGCAGUUUUGUAACAAACUAGUCAAUGAUUAGAUUCCUGGAAGAGAAUAAUUGACCAAUUAUUGACAAGAAAUACAAUU